UCGCUACCUUUGCUCUCCCCCUCUCUUCUUCAUUACAAUCUGUAAAAAAAUUCGGAAAAUUCUAAAAUUUUGUUAAAUUAAAUAAUUUAUUGUAGAUUUGAAAUGACUCCUCUCUUUUGAGAGCAAUCGUGAAAGUGACACGAAGGAUCUCUUCUUUUUCUUCAAAUUGAUCUCCUCUCUGGUUUCUUGGUCAAUCCUCUGGAUCAAAUUCGGGAUCUGAUUCAUCUUCUGAAAAGGGAUCUCUUGGGAUAUUCUUCUUCAAGGGAUUAUUCUCAUUACCCCUGAUUCAAAAAAGAUUCUUAAUUAGGGGUUUUCACCUCUUUAUCAAUGCUCAGCUCUUAAGCGUGCUCCUUCUUGUUUCAUGGGCAACACAUGCCGAGGCUCAUUUGACACCAAAUACGUUCAAGGCUUCUCUCAGCCCACCCACCCCUCUUUCUCUAACAACACGUCCACCCGCUCCUCCUCUCGCUCCACCAGCAGCGCAGUCUCCGCUGUAUCCGAAGUCCCCGAGGUCAUUCCCCCGAAACCCAUCACCACAACGAUGAGACGAGGCCUCAUGGACCCCCAGUUCAUCUCCAUUCUGGGCCACAGAACCCCCAAUAUCCGAGACCUCUACACUCUCGGUCGCAAGCUCGGCCAGGGCCAGUUUGGCACCACUUACCUUGCGACGGAGAUCACCACCGGCGUUGAGUAUGCUUGCAAGUCUAUAUCCAAGAGGAAGCUAAUCUCCAAAGAGGAUGUUGAGGAUGUGAGAAGAGAGAUUCAGAUAAUGCACCAUCUUUCGGGGCAUAAGCAUGUUGUUCAGAUCAAAGGGGCUUAUGAGGAUCCACUCUACGUUCAUAUUGUGAUGGAGUUGUGUGGCGGCGGUGAGUUGUUUGAUAGGAUUAUUCAGAGGGGGCAUUAUAGUGAGAGGAAGGCGGCGGAGCUGACGAGGAUCAUUGUUGGGGUUGUGGAGGCAUGCCAUUCUCUUGGUGUUAUGCACAGGGAUCUGAAGCCGGAGAAUUUUUUGCUGGUUAAUAGAGAUAAUGAUUUGUCGCUGAAAGCGAUUGAUUUUGGACUCUCUGUGUUCUUUAAGCCAGGUCAGAUUUUCACAGAUGUUGUUGGAAGCCCAUAUUAUGUUGCUCCAGAGGUGUUGUGCAAACACUAUGGUCCAGAAGCUGAUGUUUGGACAGCAGGGGUUAUAUUAUACAUACUGUUAAGUGGCGUGCCACCUUUUUGGGCAGAAACACAGCAAGGAAUAUUCGACGCAGUUCUUAAGGGAGUCAUUGAUUUUAAAUCUGAUCCCUGGCCGUUGAUCUCUGACAGUGCAAAAGACCUCAUCAAAAAGAUGCUUUGUUCACGUCCUUGUGACCGAUUAACAGCCCAUCAAGUUCUAUGUCAUCCCUGGAUAUGUGAGAAUGGAGUUGCUCCUGAUCGGGCAUUAGAUCCUGCAGUUCUCUCUCGCCUUAAACAAUUCUCAGCAAUGAAUAAGCUGAAGAAGAUGGCUUUGCGAGUAAUAGCUGAAAGUCUUUCAGAGGAGGAAAUCGCUGGAUUAAAGGAAAUGUUCAAAGCAAUGGACACAGACAACAGUGGUGCAAUUACAUAUGAUGAGCUGAAAGCGGGUCUGAAAAGAUAUGGUUCUACUUUGAAAGAAUCGGAGAUCCGUGAUCUCAUGGAUGCGGCUGAUAUAGACAACAGUGGUACUAUCGACUAUGGAGAAUUCAUUGCUGCCACAGUACACCUAAACAAGCUGGAACGCGAAGAACAUUUGGUGGCAGCAUUUUCCUAUUUUGACAAGGAUGGGAGUGGUUAUAUUACGGUGGAUGAGCUUCAACAUGCUUGUCAAGAACACAACAUGACCGAUGCUUUUCUUGAAGAUAUCAUCAAAGAAGUUGACCAGGAUAAUGAUGGUCGAAUAGACUACGGAGAAUUUGUUGCUAUGAUGCGAAAGGGCAAUAUCGGGCAUAUGGGGAUCGGCAGACGAACAAUGAGGAAUAGUUUGAAUGUAAGCAUGAGAGAUGCACCAGGAGCUCACUGA
This is a messenger RNA of Asparagus officinalis (garden asparagus), 2017 nucleotides long. RefSeq names its product calcium-dependent protein kinase 26-like. Gene Ontology annotation, biological process: intracellular signal transduction; protein autophosphorylation; peptidyl-serine phosphorylation. Gene Ontology annotation, cellular component: cytoplasm; nucleus. Gene Ontology annotation, molecular function: calcium-dependent protein serine/threonine kinase activity; calcium/calmodulin-dependent protein kinase activity; calmodulin binding. The record is from RefSeq and is a predicted model, not a curated record. The transcript is spliced from 8 exons. Lineage: Eukaryota; Viridiplantae; Streptophyta; Magnoliopsida; Asparagales; Asparagaceae. The coding region runs from base 362 to 2017 and encodes 551 amino acids.